GAGGAACAGAACAAUAGCAUUCGUAUUUAUUCCCACUGCACUAUAUAUGCCUCCAGAAUGCCUUUACAGACUCUAAAGCUGCAACUGAAUUUGUUGCUGUUCUUUGGAUUUUCGAAGUGAUCAUCUUCAUGCAAAUGGAGAGUGAGAAGAAAGAUAAGGGUGCAAAGAAGAUGAAAACCAUAAAAGUAGGAAUAUGGGGAGGGCAUGGAGGCAGAGCUUGGGACGAUGGUAGUUACAAUGGCAUCCGAGAGAUUACACUCAAAUAUGAUCGAUGUAUUGACUCUAUCGAAGUGCUGUACUAUGACAAAGCUGGCAAACCUGUCAACUCCUCCCAAAAGCACGGCGGCACUGGUGGCAACUAGACUUCCCAAAUCAAACUGGAUUAUCCAGAUGAGUUCUUGAUCAGUAUAAGUGGCUACUACGCACUGGUUGUUUAUGGUGGUUCUCCGGUCAUCCGCUCACUUACUCUGAAGAGCAAUAGGAGAAGCUUCGGACCGUUUGGGAUUGAAGAAGGGACGCCAUUCACACUGUUGAUGGAUGAAGGUUUGAUUGUUGGUUUUUAUGGAAGAAGUGGGUGGUAUCUUGAUGCUCUUGGGUUCUAUCUCGGCCAUGUUCUCAAAACUACCAGUCUCUGCCAAUCAGUGCAACAAAAGCUCCAGAAGUUGGGCAAACAAUUCGGCUUCUGAUGUAAUCCAACCCUCAACACUCCUACUGAUACUAAGACCACCAAGUCUUUAGUUUAGAGCUUAUUUUUCUCUAUAUAAAUCUUUUAUCUGUUUAUCAUCCACCUAUAUAUAUUCAUAUAUAUGUUAUGUUUGUGAUGAUGGUUUGUUGUAUUGUUGUGAUCAUGUAAUUGUUAUUUGAUCUCCUAAACCACCAUUUGAUUA
Molecule: messenger RNA, 887 nt
Organism: Dioscorea cayenensis subsp. rotundata (Guinea yam)
Lineage: Eukaryota; Viridiplantae; Streptophyta; Magnoliopsida; Dioscoreales; Dioscoreaceae
Product: jacalin-related lectin 19
Exons: 3
Molecular function (GO): carbohydrate binding
Source: RefSeq, a predicted model, not a curated record